UCCUCUCACACAAAAACACAUACACUUACACUUUUAAUAUUCCUUGAUCCUCUCCCUAAUUCUUCUUUUGUUCCUCAAUUUCAUCAUGGCUGCCACUACUCCAGAUUUUGACAUGGAUGAUUACCAGUUCCCACUCCCCGGAUUCCGCUUCCAUCCCACCGACGAAGAGCUCGUCGACUAUUACCUCCGCCGCAAGGUCGAGAAGAAAUCUGUUGCCCUCGAACUCAUCAAACAGAUCGAUAUUUACCGGCACAACCCCUGGGAUCUCCCUUAUGGCGAGGGGGCAGUGGGGGAGAAAGAGUGCUACGUAUUUGUGAAAAGGGGGAGAAAGUACAAGAACAGUGUGAGACCGAAUCGGGUGACGGGUUCGGGAUUCUGGAAGGCGACUGGCAUUGACAAGCCAAUUUAUUCACAGGGAGGUGGCCAAGGCAGCCGCUGCAUUGGCCUGAAGAAAACGCUUGUGUAUUAUAGGGGAAGUGCAGGGAGAGGAAUCAAAACUGAGUGGAUGAUGCAUGAGUUUCGUCUUCCUCCCAACACUGCUUCUUCUUCUACUAUUAAUUCCCACUUCGCCAAAACAAAAAGCAAUGCCCACCAAGAAGCUGAGAUUUGGACGCUAUGUCGGAUCUUCAAACGCAGCGUUUCAUGCAGAAAAUACAGUACACCAAAUUGGAAAGAAAUUCCAGCGGCCAAUAAUAAUGGGAGGGAAGCCAUGGCCAAGUCCAAAACAUAUUGCAGCAGCAAUACUAUGGCUGAAUUUUACGAUAAUGGAGAUCAAUUAAGAGCAACUAAUUACAUAAGUUUCAGCUCUGCUCCCAGCUUUAAUGGUAAUUAUUACUUCGAAGACAAGAUGAAGCCGUUGGUUAAUUAUUGCGACAAAACCAACAACCAAUGGGAGGAGUUUACGAUGAUGAACAGUACUAGUAGUCAACCAGCUGAGGUGGAAUCUGUGUCUCCUCCUUUGUCUGUAAGCCAGUCGCCAGAUUCUUCGGGGUUUGAUGAAGAACCCACUGAUCUGUUUGGGGGUAGUGAAAAUGAAAAUUGGGAUGAACUCAGAUCCAUUGUGGAGUUUGCUUUUGAUCCAUUUUUCGAAUGAUCCUUGAUAUACAGAUUUUAUUAUUGUAUGUAA
This is a messenger RNA of Momordica charantia (bitter melon), 1126 nucleotides long. Its product is annotated as putative NAC domain-containing protein 94. Lineage: Eukaryota; Viridiplantae; Streptophyta; Magnoliopsida; Cucurbitales; Cucurbitaceae. Gene Ontology annotation, biological process: regulation of DNA-templated transcription. The record is from RefSeq and is a predicted model, not a curated record. Gene Ontology annotation, molecular function: DNA binding.